UCCUUCCGAGUGGAAAAUGAGUAUUCUGCAGCCAGCUUUUAAUAUAUUAAUCGUCUGUGGAUGCUGGAUACCACCGUCUUGUCGGACAUUCUACGGAAAGUUGUUGUACGCUGCAUACACGGCGUUCGUGAUUUUUCUAUUGUGCAGUUUCUGCAUCUCGCAAUUUCUGAACGUGAUACUGAACGUAAGAACGGCGGAAGAGUUAAGCGACAGCUUCUACAUGUUCAUCGCGUCCAUUCUUUCCUGUUGCAAGAUCUUUACGCUUCUGGUCAACCAUAAAGCGAUUAGAAUCCUCAGCAGGAAGCUCGACGAGGAGCCUUGUAAACCAAUAGAUGAGCAGGAGAUUACGAUCCGAAGAAGAUUCGACAAAAGCAUCGGGUCGAUCACGAUCUACUACACGAUUAUGGUGAUGCUUACGGUUGCCUGUAUGAUAUUAUUUUCGUUCCUCACUGACUUCGGCGACCGGAAGCUCGCGUACAAAGCCUGGCUGCCUUUCAACUAUUCUGUGUCCAAUUGCUAUUACAUCGCGUACGCUCAUCAGAUCAUCGCACUGAUUGGCACGGCGCUUCUAAACGUGGCCUGUGAUGUGCUGGUUUGCGGGUUGCUCGUUCACGUCUGCGGCCAGCAAGAAAUCCUGAAGCAUAGAGUAAUGGAACUGAAGAAAGAACCGAGACCUGACAUUGGAAAAAUCGUGCGUUUUCACGAUUAUUUAUACGGGUCAGUGUUAUCCGUUAGAAUAAAUAAAUAG
Messenger RNA from Bombus impatiens (common eastern bumble bee), 748 nucleotides. RefSeq lists its product as uncharacterized. Gene Ontology annotation, molecular function: olfactory receptor activity; odorant binding. Bases 17 to 748 code for a protein of 243 amino acids. The record is from RefSeq and is a predicted model, not a curated record. Gene Ontology annotation, cellular component: plasma membrane. Gene Ontology annotation, biological process: detection of chemical stimulus involved in sensory perception of smell; sensory perception of smell. Lineage: Eukaryota; Metazoa; Arthropoda; Insecta; Hymenoptera; Apidae. The transcript has 2 exons.